Messenger RNA from Guillardia theta CCMP2712, 957 nucleotides. RefSeq lists its product as hypothetical. The transcript is spliced from 2 exons. Bases 1 to 957 code for a protein of 318 amino acids. The record is from RefSeq and is a predicted model, not a curated record. Lineage: Eukaryota; Cryptophyceae; Pyrenomonadales; Geminigeraceae.
AUGGGGCUAUGUGACAUCCGGGCUAUGGGGCUAUGGGACAUUGGGACACCAACCACAGGGUACUCUCUGGCUCAUGAAGAUGCACAAGACUGGGGAGGAUGCGUUUGUGGCGAUACGAUAAGGAGAAUGCAGGAAGCAUGGAGAAACGGUUUGAAAGUGACUCAAUUUAGAAACUCCAGCAGGGAGUAUGCAACCUACAUCAAAGCUGGGGUGUAUGGACAAGGAUACGUCUUCAUGUUUGAAGAUCAAUCGACAGAGAUGCUCAUUGACAGGAGUAUGAUCCAGAACAAGGGGCUUCCUAUCUUCGACCCGGCCUCGAGAAGACUGUCCGACGAUGCCAGUGAUUAUGGCAUGCUCAUACAAAGAGCCGCUGAGAUCCACGUGGUGGACAGCUGCUUCUCCAUGCUUGCCGAAGUGCUGGGGAGUGUCGGCGCGAAAGCUGCGGUCAUUCACAGGUUUGCCAGCAGGAUAGUGAGGUCGGGUCGUGCUACCUGCCGACAGCAUGAAAUGUUCCAACUCACAUCCGAGAUGUUCUCUAUCCAGGCCGUCCCUCUCGGAGCCGGGAACAUUGAUGUAGAGAUCAUCUACCCUUCAGAGAACAUGGUGAUCGAGAGCCGUGACCUGCAAUCGGCCACGACGCUUGAGAGGGCCGUGCAGCUCAGCAUGCAGAACUUCCAGGUUGGAGCCGGAGAUAUCCGGUUGCUGCUGAAGUACACUCGUUACAACCACACCGAGGACGCUUUCUACACAAUCUCUCUGCUCGACAGUGUCCUCGUCCCCGUCAUCGGAGCCAAGUGUCCACACCUUCAGGGAAGGCAGAUGGAGAUGGAGAAUGGACGCUGUCUAAUACAUAGCACCGCAGUCUUGAAGGAUCCAGGGAACUUCUCUACUGAGAUUCAGAUCUUUAGCAAGGGCAAAAGAUUACAUGCGCAUGAGGUGCAGUUUCAGGUAGUUUGA